This is a messenger RNA of Phascolarctos cinereus (koala), 4495 nucleotides long. NCBI's taxonomy places the organism in Eukaryota, Metazoa, Chordata, Mammalia, Diprotodontia, Phascolarctidae. The record is from RefSeq and is a predicted model, not a curated record.
GCGCACGGCGGGAUGCGGGGCGGCGAAGGUGGCUCCGAGUGCCCAGGGAGGCCCGCUCUCCGCUCCGGCCAGCCGGCAGCACCUCCAACCUCCGCAGCCGCAGAACCUCGGGGACCCGGAAGUGGUUCCAUUACUUCCGGGGAUGGGUUUUCGGGGCGAGGCGAUCCCGGAGGCAUGCCCGGAAGCGUAGUUUGCGCUUUGGACCCGCUGCUGGGGAGCUCCGGGGGGAGGGUGAAGGUUAGGGUUAAAUUCUGGGCUGCAGGCGGGAUUUGCCUACCUCGACAAACUGAUUCCCCCUUAGCGCCUCUCCGUCCCGGAAACGGAUCUUGGGCUCAAACAUCUAGAGCGGGUAGAGGUCGUGUUACAGAUAAGGAAAUUGAAGCCGAGAGGCGGAGUGAGUGUCCACAGGAACAGCAAAGAGAUGAGUGUCAUCUCACUGCAGAAUAUUUCAGGCCUUCUGCUGUCUGGAUAGCUGCAGGGAGGGGAAGAGGAGGAGACACAUUCAUGCUAACUCCUGAGCUGACUCCUAAAAUCACCUGAGAAGAACAUUCCUCAGCACCCACUUCAACAAAGAGCUUGGGUUGACUGUUUGUAGUAGUGUUCUUAGUUCUGGAGCUGUGGGUGCUGUAUAUCGCUAGCUAGUGACCUAAGGAUUUCAUCUUGACCAGGGAAUCCCUUUUAAGUCUCAUCCCCUGCAUUAAUGGUCCAGUGGUCUUGUUACACAAAGACUCACCCAGAAGUAAGACCAGAGUGGCACCUCGUAGUAUGGUAAAAUCUCCAUCCUUUGAAUGAUCAUUUCUUCCCUGAGGUGGAGGAAAACCUGUAGCAUUGAUUCUAUUUGUAGAUAGAGUGAAAGAAAAUUCAUCCCACUCUAGCCAGACCCCUUCUACCUGUCAGCACUAGAGUUGGGAAUUUCUCCCAAAGUAACUUUUCCUGCUUGUUCAGGGGUUGGGAUGGCAACCCCAAUUAGGUGUUGAAUAUGAAUAAUCAAAUCACCUAAUGAUAAAUAUAUGUUAUCACACAUCAUCCAAAAUAAAGCUGAGUUCUCUUUAGCUAUACUUAAGUAUGUAUGCUCUGGGGAAACAUCACUGAGUCAAGGGAUUUCUUUGGACUAACAGUGAUAGAAGCUUAUAUUAAUAUAGUGCAUUGCAUUUGUUUACCUCCAUCAUUUCAUUUGAUCAACAGCCCUGUUAGUGAAGAUAUCCACCUGUUUUACAAAUGAAGAAACUGAGAUCAAGAGAAGUGAUGGAGGAGGAAAUUCAAUUCAGAUUUUGUCUCCAAAUCCAUCAUACUUUCUACUACAAUAUGUUAUUGACACAAUUUUUUUUUUAAAAAUGGCCAGGUUUUUUAUUAUUUUUAUAGUUGGUAUGCAUGCUAUUAUAAUGAGCUAAAAACCCAGUGUAAUGUUUCUUCUGUUCUUUUAUGUAUUCCCCUCUUUCAAGUGUCAAUAUACAGCAGAUAGAAAAUCCACCAAUCUUGUAACAAGAAAUUUCCAUCAUCAAUUUCCAUCCAUUACCAGUUUACCUAGAAUCAUUUUCUUGAAGACCACUCAAUUACAAUCAUUUUCAUAUGAUUAAAAGUAUCUAACAAGAAAUAAAAAAGGAGUAGUAUCAUUAGAUGAAUACUGUACAUUAUACUGUACAUGAUAAAGUGAUUCUUGAUGAAAGCUUUUCCAUUGUGAAUAGCUUUGUCAUCUCUCUGGCAUUAGUUAUUAGUGGACUAUAAUAACAUCCUAUCUUAAAGGCAUUUUGUGUGUAGUAUUCUCAAAAGAGGGCAGAAACUUACUAGGAGCUAGAAAUACUCCCUCCUCCCAAAUCUCCCCCCAAAAGCAUUUUCAUGCUUUUCAUCUAUUCUUUUGAAAAUGAAAAGCCAAUGCCAUGUAAUCACGAUUUCCUGGGACCCUGAAAGACCAGUAAAAGAGGCACUUUGAUACCCACUGAAUAGAAAUACAGUAGCAUUUUGGAUUAGGUCUGUUCAGAGUAUUCUGUAUACUUAUUUUCUCAUAUCACAUUUUUCAAAGGGUUUUUUUGUAUUCGAAAAAUCCAGACACAGUCUGAUUUCAACCCUGUAUGUGGUUCUGGGUGAAUGUUAAUAUCAAGUAUUUUUCUUUCCUUGUUUUAAAAAAUAAAAAUUGUGUUGUAAAGACCCAUAUUAAUUUAAUUAAGAGCCCAAACUGAGCCCAAACUCAUAAAUUAAUAGAUUAUAAGAAAAAACUAUUUGGGUAUAAAAUUAAAAGCUUAUUUUUCCCUUAAUUUUUUUUCUUAGAGCAUUAUCAGCUGUGGUUUUUUCCUAUAAUUUAGAGAUAAAUUCAUUCAGAGCUCAACAGCAUUAAAUACUUUCCCCUCCACGCUAAGCUCUUGGCACCUCUAUUCAUUUCUCCACUUAUUUUUACUGGCUUAUGUCUUGUUUUUAUUUGUCCUAUUUUAUAUGUAUUUUUAGCUUCAUAUGCCAUCUCAAGUCUCCUCACCAGAACUGGUCACCAAUGGGUUUUUUUGUUUUGUUUUUUGUUACUGUUCCUCAUAAAAUUGUCUAUUUUCCUUUAAAAAAAUCCUAUAGUCUUACAAAAGAAUAUUAUAAAAAUCACAGACAAUUUUAUUGUAUCAUAUAUGGCAAGGAACAAAUUAACAUUAUUAAUAUGAUUAUAAUUCAGUAAUUCAAAAUAAAUAUAUUAAAACAUUUUCCUAAAGUGGACAAGUUAAAUGGCAUGUUCUUCCAUGUGAGUGGGUUACAUAUCCACCAGGGGGCAGACCACUCAUUGAAAGUAAGAUGGGAAGAAUAUGAAUUAAUAGCACAGACCAUUUAAAAAAAAAAUCUCAUUUUAAAUUUGUUUCAGCCUUCAACCUCAAAAAACCUUUUUGCCAGAGAGUCACACAGAUAGCAGUAUUGGCACCUCGUCUUUCUUCUUCCAGAGCAGACAAAAAAAGACAAACAACAAGUAUAGGAAAUCCACAAACUGAAUAAAGAAUUCCUAGAUAAUCAGUACUAGGCUCUACAAAUCCCACAAUAGUCAGGAGAUAUCCUAGAUCAAGGGCUUUUCACCUAGGAUCUGCAGACCCCCAAACCUGGCAAGGAGGUUACAACCUAUUAGAAAGAGUAAGGCAUCUACCCAAGUGAGCAUGACACUGGGUUGAAUGUAGCAAAGGAAGGGGCCUAGAUAAAGUGCUAUAAGAAAUAUGAAAAGGGAGAAUAAAUGUACUAUCCCUAGUUAUGUUGUAUUUCAGAAUAUGGCUACUAUUGUAUUUUUCUGCUUUCUUCAUUUUCACCUCAAAGUACUCAGUUCUUUAGCAAAUCAUUUUUUAAGUCAGUGGUUCUUAACGUUUUUUAUGUCACGGACCCCUUUGGCAGCCUGGAGAAGCCUCUGGACACCUUCUCAGAAUAAUGGUUUGUUACUUACGUUCAGGGAAGCAGAAAUGUUUGGUUUUGUUUUUCACCUUUGUAUCUUCAACACCAUGUGUAUGUUUUUUAGUAGUGAUAUCAAUUCAAAUUUUGUUCUUGAUAAAAUUUUUUCAAGACUCAACUGCAACAUAACAAAUGUUUGUUGCCGAGAUAUAAGUUAAAUGGAAGUAACAGAGUGUGAGCUCCUUGAGGGCAAGGACUUUGUUUGCCUUUGUAUCCCCAGCAGCUAGUACAAUGCCAGGCACAUAGUAGAUGCUUAACAAACAUCUGUUGACUGAUUGAUUUAAUACAUCGCACCUACAGUAUUCAAAAGUCCUUUAGUGGGAAUAUUGUGUCUUCUGUUUAUUUUUUUAGCUUAAAAAUGUAGAGUUUUUUGUUGUUUCUUUUCUUUGAAUGUAGAUAAUUUCCCCCCAAGUAUCAUAUCCUCUAUGCAGCCUUGCUUAUGACAAAAACAUUUUAGCAACACCAGUCUUCACAACAACUAAAUCUGUCUGUGUGUAGUACAGUUCACAUGUAUAAUCCCCACAUUUCUGCUGAGAGAAGAAAGGUAUGUUUCCUUAUCAGUUCUUCAGGACCAAAAUUGUUUGUUACAAAUUCACCAGAGUUCAAUUUCUUUUAUUACUGUGUUCAUUCAUGUUACUGUAGAUGUAUCUGUUCUCUCAAUUUUGCUUUCUUUGCUCUGUUUUAUUUUAUACAAGUCUUCCAUGGUUUUGUGAAUUCUUCGUAUUGUUUCUUAAUUUUUGAAUAAUAUUCCAUUAAAUUCAUAUGCCAAAAUUUGUUCAGCCAUUUCCCGAUCUAUGGAUUUUGUUUCCAGUGUUUUGUUAUCACAAAGAGUACUGCUAUGAAUAUUUUGCUGUACAUAGGACCUUUCUUUUGUUUAUCUCCUUGCCCAUUACUGGGAUUUCUGGGUCAAAGUAUGCAAACAGUUUAGUGACUUUUUGUGAGCAAUUCCAAAUUGUUUCCCAUAAUAAUUAAACCAAUUGACAACUCCACCAAGAAUUACUGGUGUGCCUGACUUCCCAUAGCCCCUCUAACAUUGACUCUUCCCAUUUUUUAUCAUUUUACCAACUUGAGGGGUAUGAAAAUGAAACCUCAGAGA